Tetranychus urticae (two-spotted spider mite) is the source of this 2437-nucleotide messenger RNA. NCBI's taxonomy places the organism in Eukaryota, Metazoa, Arthropoda, Arachnida, Trombidiformes, Tetranychidae. The record is from RefSeq and is a predicted model, not a curated record.
AAAAGAUCGUCAUAGAGUUGAGCUUAUUGGCUGCCAUUUUAGUAUUAAUAACCGCCAUCUUUUUCUUGGUUAUAGCGACCUUUAAUCAUCACCUUUCAUUUGUUUUUAAAUUGUGAUUGUGUAUUUAAUUUAAAUCUAUUUCUUACAUUUAGUUAUAUUUAGUGAAAGUAGUGUUUCAUCAAUUCUCAUAUUAUCAUGCCUGGAACCACUGAAAAUGAACAACAACAGAUUCAGCAGCAGCAGCAACAGCAACAACAACAACAACAAGGUGAAGAAUCAAAUGAUGUAAAACCUAAUAUUGAUACUGAGAACUCAAAUAAUGCUACCACUUCUGAUAAUCAACAACAAGGAGAUCAACAAGGUGAUCAACAAGACAAUGGUAAUGGAGAGAAAGCUACAAAUGAAGAACCUGAACAAUUCAGGAAACUUUUUAUUGGGGGUUUAGAUUAUAAAACAACUGAAGACACACUUAGGGCCCAUUUUGCACAAUGGGGUGAAAUAGUCGAUUGUGUGGUGAUGCGUGAUCCACAAACCAAAAGAUCUCGUGGAUUCGGAUUCAUCACAUAUAGUAAAUCUACUAUGGUAGACGCGGCUCAAUCAGCAAGACCUCAUAAAGUUGAUGGCCGUGAAGUUGAACCAAAACGAGCUGUUCCUCGUGAGGAGUCAGGCAAGCCAGAAUCACAAGCAACAGUGAAAAAAGUGUUUUUAGGAGGCCUCAAAGAAGAUGUCGAAGAAGAAGAUCUUAGAGAUUAUUUCAAAGAUUUCGGUAAUAUUGUCAAUGUAAAUGUUGUCACUGAAAAAGAAACUGGAAAGAAACGCGGUUUCGCUUUUGUAGAGUUUGAUGACUAUGAUCCUGUAGACAAGAUAGUCUUGAAAAAGCAUCAUGUCAUUAAGGGAAGAAAAACUGAAGUUAAGAAAGCUUUAGCUAAACAAGAAAUGGAUAAUUUGAAACGUAAGGCCGAAGCUCGUCAUAUGCCUGCAGGUAGAGGAGGUCCUGAUUCUCGUAAUGCUCCUGUUUGGGAAUCUGGUCCCUAUAACAGUGGGUUUGGCGGCGGUUACGGUAAUCAGGGAGGAUACGGUGGUUCUUAUGGGGGAGGCUAUGGCCAAGGUUAUGGCCAAGGGUAUGGUAAUCAAGGAUGGAAUCAGGGUAGUGGAUACGGUGCCGGUGGUGCUGGAUGGUCUAGUGAUUAUCCUGGCGGCUACGGUGGCGGCGGUGGAGGCUAUGGUAGCGGCGGAAGCGGUGGACCUGUUCGUGGCGGUGGCUAUGCGCAUAGAGCGACCGGACCGUACGGAGGUAUUAAAUCUAACAAAAAAACAUUCAAAAAAAGUCACUAUGGCUCCAGAAAUGAGCAUUAAAGGCAGAUGUUCAGAUAAAAAUCAGAUCAUGGUCAGAUAUUCAGAUUGGAUUGAACAUAAUUAGAAUGCGAAACCCACCGAUUGUCUAUUCAAUUAUAAGCUUACCGGAAAUUAAUUUUCAACAAUUUAUCAUUUCAAAAGUUGAUUAGUAUAACGAUUAUCCGGACAUUAACUUGAAUAUUUUAAUAAUUUACACAUCAAAUGACGGAUUGAAAUACAUAAUGUAAAUGAGCCGAAUCAUUUGAUAACAUACAUUUUAAAAUUAAUGACAGUCAAUAAUGAACAGAGCAAUUUAAAACAAUGCUAAUCACCAUGACAAUGAUAAUCAUCCAGGGAAUUAAUACAUGCAUAAAUGUAUAUGAUAAUUUUAGGGACUGAAUUUUGUAUGUGUCUCUACAGUCUAUUUGAACAUUAAUUUAAUGUUCAUUGUCGAUUGACUAAAACAACUCAAACCAGGAGAUUGUCUCUUUGUAACUCCUUCAUAAGCCAAUCUACUAAUCAACCAGUUAGUUAAUUUACUUAAUUGAUUGGAUUGAUCAAUAAUGUCCCAAUACUGAAUUAAAUUGACUAAUAUUUGCAUAAAAACUGCUAGCAAAUCCCCAUACAUUUUAAAUUAUAAAUUUACAAAUAACUAUUCGAUUGAAAAAGAUGAAAGAUUGACACUGGAAGUGAAAUAAACCCUUUUAUACAAAAUAGCUGGUAAAUCAAUCAUCUAUUCAUAGCAAUCAUUAUCUGUGUUAAAUAUCAAAUAAAUUGAUCCAUUUAUAGAAUCAUUCGGUAUAAUCAAUCGCUUUCCUUCAAAUUGUAAUUGAUUAACUAGUAGCUUUCAUCUUUUUUACCCGUUUUUCAAGUUUGAUAAGUCAACUAUCGAUUCAAAGCCCAAUAAUUUACGUGUACAUUCACAUCUGAGUUUUCAUCCUCUACAUGCCAUUAAUUUAAUGUUCAUUGUCGAUUGACUAAAAUCAACUCAAACCAGGAGAUCGUCUCUUUGUAAAUCCUUCAUAAGCCAAUCUACUAAUCAACCAGUUAGUUGUAAAAAGCUGUCCGAUUAAUAAGCGAAAAUAAAUAAAUUAGAUUGAAA